Messenger RNA from Pararge aegeria (speckled wood butterfly), 6690 nucleotides. It is a transcript of the gene THADA, whose product is annotated as thyroid adenoma-associated protein homolog. Gene Ontology annotation, biological process: tRNA methylation. The coding region runs from base 214 to 5604 and encodes 1796 amino acids. The transcript is spliced from 27 exons. Lineage: Eukaryota; Metazoa; Arthropoda; Insecta; Lepidoptera; Nymphalidae. Gene Ontology annotation, cellular component: cytosol. The record is from RefSeq and is a predicted model, not a curated record.
GGUUAUAAAAUAAAUUUUUAAAUUCAAUCUUUUUAAAUGAAAACAAAAAAAAAAUACUUUUAUCUAAUACAUAUCAUUUAUUCCACGUAUGAGUAAUUGCUUGAAGUAAAUUUCCAAUGCCAAAUAGAUGCAUUUCAGGUGGUAAACGGAAAACUGAUAAUGUGAAACAUAUUGUAACAUAUUGAAACAUAAUAUAUUUUAAAGCUUUCGAUUAUGAAUUCCAAUACUCUAAGAAUACGCGGCAGUGAAAACAAGAAUACAAGAGUUAACAUAACUUUUGAUGAAGUAAUUCUACCAGAUAAUUAUAAAUGUGACAAUGAACUGUGUACCAAAUUCAUAACAUCUAAUGCUGAAGGCCAAUUGACAAUACUGAAACAAAUUUUAUACACUGUCAAGGACAACUGUGACCAUGAUAUAGUUCAUUUUCUAGUUGUUACAUACUUAAGUGCUGAUUCCAAGCAUCCAGCUAAGUGUAUGAUCACAAGAUAUGUAACCAAAAACAAUUACUUUCAAAAUCAAUUUUCUGACAUACUCACACAUGAACUUGAAGUGCUCAUAAACAAACAACACAGUGGUCCUAAAAGUUAUUCAGAUUUGGUGUGCAAAGUUGGCAGUUGCACUGAAAAUUUCCCGGCUGGAGCUGAUGCAGUGAAGAAUUUGGAAAUAAAGCUAGCACAGUAUUUUACAGAUUGCUUAACAUGUUGUAUUGCAACUUUAAGUGAUACCCAACCUCUAUCACCAACAGCAAAAAACGAAAUCUUCAACGUAGCACAUUCUACACUGAGGCUUCUCUUAUACUUGGUUCAAAGAGUAAACGAUGAGAACACUGCCAAAUUGAUCUCUAUGUUCUCACAGAUAAGAGCUAGUUUGAAAAGCCUCAUAUUCGAUGGCGACUCGCCUAUGGACACUAAAUCAGUUUGUGGGAUCCUGUAUGUUUAUAUGCAUUUAAUGGAGAAUGGAGCUGAUUCGUGGGUUGACAUAUUAGAUACAACAAAAAAUGCCUGCGCUGUUACGGAUAUGUUGGAGAACGAUUCCGCAAGGCUGAGCCUCUACUCAGCAAUAGUAACUGUGAUUCCCAUGUCCAAGCUUCAAAUAAAGAUUGCCAACGCCCCAGCUUGCGUACUACUAACUCAUAACAUACUUGAUAUUGGAGACAGGAGUUCCGCCGAAUCGACCUUAAUCCUGGGUGUGACGCGAACAUUGGUACAAAUAUGCAAAGGUUUGGACCACUCUCACGCGACCGGGCUGCUACUACUAGACGGACUAUUCGUAUUCGUUUGGUCGCACCUCGAACACUACACUGACAGCGUGCAGCAUUUGACUGCCCAGGCUCUGGGCUAUAUUAUAAAGUACUGCGCUAGAUUAAAGAGGGAGGGUAACGAGGAAGCCAUGAACAAAUUAUUCGCUACCCUGACCUCUCUGGACCGCAGCCGCAAAAGUUUCUACGUGAGCCUCUCCUACUUGACCAACGAGUUGGGUGCGGGCUGCGUCAUGGACAAGUGGCCUCGGAUAGUCCACGAGCUGCUAUCUGCGCUGAGCAUCCAGGCGGUGCAGGCUAGCGCAACAACGACCCUGGAGACUCUUCUGCGCGCGCACGUCAGGCGCUCGAGCGGUGACGUCAUCCACGAGCGCUGGGUGCAGCCGAUAGUAGCGCACGUUGCCAGCCACGAGCUGAACUCGGCUCAGCUCAACAUCUUGGAAAACCUGCUCUCCCUGGCCGCCAAGCUGGACCAGGAUAUCAUGAGUCAUAUCCUCCCCCACGUCAAGGAGGAGUGUUCGCGAGGCGCCGCGCGGCUGUACGGCGACGUGAAAUGCGUGCUGAUGCUGCUGGGCGUGGCGCGCCGCGCGGGGGCGCUGCCGGGCCCGGCCGCCGCGCCGCCCGAGGGGGGGCGGUGGAGGGGCAUCAUCGGCUACGACGUGCUCGAGAUGGCCGCCGUCGACGCUUCGCAAGAGAUUCGCAUCUUGUCCAUAUCUCUGAUAGUGGAGUCGCCGAAGUCGACAGAAACAUUCGCUAAAGGUGAACUCGACAUCGUGCUCUGGUUCAUAAAAUAUAACAUCAAUGCACAAACUCCUAACUUCAGGCAACUCGUGCUCUCUGCUAUGAAAAAGUUUAUAAAACGUUUCGAGAGCAGCUACAAAGUUCUGUCACGUGAAAACGGCGCUAAUGCUGGACCAAAUGAGGGUCAAACAAAUUACCUGAGAUUCGUCACGGACCUCCGCGCCCUAUGCUUCGACAGUUUAUUGAAGGGGGCCAACUACAGUAGGCGACAUGUUGCUUUGCAAAUUCUAGUUUGGUUGGAGAACGUACAGUUGGAUGGGCAUUACGACAGGGUGUGGACCGAAGUUCAAGUAGAAGCACUUCUCUACCACCUCUCCGAUAGCUACGAUAUCAAUAAGGCGUUAGCAUUAGAACUGUUGACUCGGUGCCCGGAGGAAUUGUUGAAGCUGAAACAGUACAGCACGAGCCUAGAGCUGCAAGACAUCCUGUCGGAGGCGUCGUCCGUCAAGCCGACGGACUGCGUGUCGGCGGUGCACAAACUCAAGCUGCUCCGGAGCAAGCUGCCCGCACACAUCGUUCCCGGUACUGACAGCACCAUACCGAGCAAAGUGAAGUUCGCACUUCUCGGCAUAUUGCUCAAGGAGGCCCAGAAACAGCUCGCAGUGUGCCAGCAGAGCAUAGUGUACGGGGCUCGGAACGCGCCCAUGUACGGCAUACUGCAUUGUAUCGGACACGCCCUAGAGCCGAUCGCCCCCUUCGGGAUACCUGCGGAUAGCUUGACAGCCGUCAUGCAGACUUUGGUGGACACUUGCGUGCAAGUAUGCGCGUGCGCAGGUUCCGUGUUGGCCAGCGCGGCGCCGGAAGGGCUCCUCCCAGACGUAGCUCCUCAAAAUGCUACCUGCGACUCCGCCGGGGGUUACAUACGCCUGGAAGACGGCAGAGAGGUCACCGCACAAAUGGUUCUACUCUGUGCGUGGAGAUCCGUGAAAGAGGUGUCACUGAUCCUCAGCACCGUAGCGAGCCAAGUCCUCCUCCACGACGAGCUGCGCCCGGCGAGCCUGCGGCUGGGCCUGGUGAGGUCCAUCGGCGAGCAGUUCACGGCGCUGCUGACCGAGACCAAGCACAGGGGCGCCUUUGAACAAGUCUACGUCGGCUUCACUAGGCUCUUGACUAGCCUGUGGCGCAGUCCCAGCGCGGAGUUCCACGAGCUGCCGGCGCGCUGGCUGGCCGGGCUGCUGGCGGCCAUCGAGGCGCCGAGCGCCGCGCGCCCGAGCGCCACGCGCCGCAGCGCCGGCCUGCCCUUCCUCGUACAGGCGCUCGUGAUCACCGAGUUGCAAGUGAAGGCGAACGCGAGGAGUUUCGACUCGUGCAUGAACGCGCUGUUGCGCGUGGCGCGCGAAGCCGCGUGCGAGCAGAGCCGCUGCCACGGCCUCAACGUGCUGCGCGCGCUGUUCCGCAACUCGCAGCUCGACGACUACGUCGGCGCACACGUGGGCGCCGGCCUGCUGGUGGCGCUGAUGGGCUUCGAGAGCGGAACAUGGAUCGAGCGCAACUCGGCAACCCUCUUGUUCAGCGCACUGAUGGUGCGGAUAUUCGGCGUGCAGAGGUCGAAAGACUCUGAAAACCUGUCCGUGAGGAACCGCAUGACCGGCAGAAUCUUCUUCCUGCGAUAUCCACAGCUUUACGAUUUUAUGCUUCACAAGUUAAAGGAAGUAAGUGAGAGCGGCAAGGAACAGUUGCUGCAUCCGUCGUUGUAUCCAAUCUUAUUGCUACUGGCCAGGCUGUAUCCCUCUUCGCUGGAAGGGACCGUAUCGAAUUUGAAGUUGUCGGCGUUCGUGUCGCCGGUGGUGCGGUGCGCGGGCGCGGCCACACUGCACACGCGGCGCCUGGCCGCCAACGCCGUGUCGCCGCUCGUGCCGCCCGACGCAUACAUUCCACAUGUAGAGAGCAUGCUGAAUUUGUUGUGCGAUGAAAGCAUCAAGAGAAAUUUCUGCCACGGCAUAUUAUUGCAGAUUUUGAAGCUACUAGAUACGCCACCAGAAAAUCUUCCAAUCGACCGUGAAACGCAACGUCGCUUGGCGAGUCUGUUCAGAAAAUCCGUUUGGAUAUUAACACAGUGCUCAGGAAACACACCUUGCUAUGUGAUAGCUGAUGAAUAUAUUAAGAUUAUUAAUGUGCUAAUAAGGAGGUUCGACACACUACUCGAAGAGACAUUUAUAAAUGAAAUCCAAAAUUAUUUAAACGACCUAAUAUUUAAUAACGGUAAAUUAGAAAAAAACCCCGGAAAGGAACUGUGCUUAUCAAACGCUACCUAUUUAUACAUAAUAACGUUAAAUAUAUACAACAAAGUAGAUGAAAUAUGUCAAUUUGUGCGUAAAUGUCUGUCGCAUCAUGUCAACGAAGUCGUUCUGGCAGUUUUAAACUAUUUGCUUAUCCUCUACGGAAAAUUGGAUAUCGAGAACCCCUUUCAGCAACACCUAAACGAGAUUUCACACAAAAAUACUAUCAAAUUGCAUAAACUGAAUUCAAAACAUGAACUAUCAGAGAAAAAUGGCGUAAAACCUCUAAAAGAGGACUCAGAAUCUUUACCAUCAGAGUUAAUUGUUUUAGAUGUUCUAAGAAAAGAUGCGAAAUACAUAGAGAUAUUAUGCGAAGUACUAAAAUGUAGCAAGUAUUUGGAAUGCACUCAGAAGUGUUUGAGACUAAUAACUCUAGAGCCCGAUACUCAAAUUAAUAUUAUAAACGCUAAAGAAAAUAAAGAUAUUGUAAAGUCUAAAACUGAGCUUUCUGCUACUGACGACAUCAUCCUGGAUACACUGAUACGUUAUAUCGAAAAUGAACACGAAAAUUUGACCCAUAUCUACUUAGCCAGUUUAUCCGAUUUUUUGUCACGAAGGAUAAAGGAAAAAAACUUUAUGAGUAUGCGAAUAUUAGAUGCGCUAAGGCUCAUUUUCGCGUGCAGUUUGUCAGAUAAUUGCUGUGAUACGAGAAGCGUCGUUGUAGAGUUUCUGGAGGAAAACUUGCAAUUGCUUCGGGAGUUCGAUCUAGGAAAAUUGAGUGAAGAGGAUCAAUUUGAGUUCAAAGCGACGUUGUGGGCCACUGUGGUCACAAUCCUCGAGGACGAGGACGAGUCGAUCCGCGCGCGCUCAUCACACAUCAUCAGCCGCUUAUCAUCAUCACAAUCUCAUCACGUGAUAGCGAGCCGCGCGAUGGACUUCCUGCUCGGGAUCGUGCGAAAUGAUACGAAGCAUUCGGUGGCGUUGCUGACUGCGAUCGCGCUGUUGGACUUCAAGGCGGAAGUGUGUAUGAAUGACGACAUCAAUGACGAGUGUCGAGUUUUCGAUCAAAACGAGAGAUACAACGCCGACCUCGAAGAGACGAUCUGGGCGCGCGCCUGCGCAGCUGCGGUCGCCACGCCCACCGCCCACGCACGCGCACACGUGCACGCUGUCGUGCACAGUGCGGCGUACCGGAGCACGUUUGAGAGAUUGUGUGGCGACCAUAUUACUGCAUAUACUAGUCUAAUAGAAGGCCGACGAAAUGUACCGGAAAUCAAUCCGAAAAUUGAAAUAUUCUAUUAUAACUUAGGCGUUCCGCAAACGUAGAUACUUUUUGCAACCGACACGGAACUCUUCAUUUAAUAACUGCCGUCCGUGCGGUAAAGGCAACUUUGCCGAACUAGUUAACAAAUUUUAAUUUUAGAGUAAAGUAUACUAGUCGCAUUUUUGUGUAGUUGUAAAAUGUAAUUUUUUUUAUAGUGAUAGUUGACGGACCCAGUAAAUGGCACCACCUGAUGGAAAGUGGCAAGCCAUCGCCUAUAAAAAACGCAACGCUAAGUAGGGAAUGCAAGGAACACGUUCUACAACAUCUACCUGUGUUCAUCAACCGUAGCCUUGGCCAUUGCAGCUUGGCGGCAGAAGCAAGCAUGGCUUGCCCGGAUGAGCUCUGUCACAAAAAGCUCCACUACUACUAAAACAAAAAGACCAAGUUACGGUAAGGUGGAUGUGGCGCUAGUUCGCAUUAUUUUAUUUUUCUCACCGGGGAAAUGGCUAAAUUUUAUCUCCUACCACAGCUUUAUCAACUCUCCAAUCACAGGAAAUAAUAUCUAAAUAUUAUACGUGUAAUAGUAGACGGGGGUAAACUUCUCAGAUUCCCUGUUACCGCACUUGGGCAGGUGAACACAUUAAUACAAGGGGUAACCCUUAUCAGGGGAUGUAAUCGAGGGAUAUAAUUUUUAUCCCCUGCCUAUGCAGUGCAGAGGAAAUAAUGAAGGUUUCGUGGUAAUAUUGAAAGGUUUAAAUGAUAAAUCUCACUUCAGUUGCGGUAUUAUUUUCUGUUUGCAAAUGAAAAUUAUUAACUUACUAGCACGUAGGCUGAUGAAGGCUAUGUGCGGAUGACGUCACCCGACUUACUUGCAGGUGCAAUAUCCGGUCAGAAUGACCAAUUCCAAUUUUGAUAGAAACUAUUAUUUUCUAUUUUUAUACUUAAACUUUUACUCGUUAUAUUUAUUGACUAAAGAUUACUAAGUUAAGAAAGUGUCAAGCGAUGUAAAUAAGAAAGAACAGUUUUUAUACAUUUGUAGCGCUUUAUGUGGAAACCCCGAAGUAGUGCGGGACGAAUGCUAUAGAUCUUUUUAUAAGGAUCUGUCGUGCGUCGCGUUAAAAUACAGGUGGCCGAAGACUAGUCGUAGA